AUUCCCCUGUGUGUAUGACCACACUUUACCAUUUCUGUGCGAGACUAUAUAUCGCAAAAGUUCGUUGCUCCUUUACAGAGGACUAUAUAGCGUUUUGCUUGUCACACAGCAAUAAGAUAACCCGCGCAGACAUCAUACCAUGCAUGAAAGACAUAUACUACGCCUCCGGGGCGUAAAAUUUAAGCCUCAUGCUCACUCUCCUUUUGGCCAUCAUCGCCACCUCUGUCUCUCGCUCUCAACCAAAUUCUCUCACCAACGAGCAUACUCAUCCACCACCGAUGAGAGCACGCCAUCUCAAUUCACGCCUUCAGAGCGUCUGAUUGGCCGAACAUGCAUGAUCACAGGCGGCACAUCCGGCAUCGGCUUCGCCAUUGCGGACCGUUUUGUCCAAGAAGGUGCAUCGCGGGUGAUCCUUGUCGGACGAUCCUACGAGCGUCUCUAUAACGCUGCAACUCGACUAAAUAUUUCCCCAUCCAUCAGGCGCACACAAAGCACAGGGACACAAGAAACCGCAUCCAUAGAAUUCCAACGGCACCACCUCAUCGAAACCUCCGAGAAGAUCAACCUACUCGUCGGCGACAUCUCCGAAGCGGGAUCCUGGGCGCGUGAGCUCGAAAGGGUAAUGCAAACCACCAACCUCGACAUCCUCGUCAACGCAGCUGGUCUCUCCAUCUCCUCCAUCCUCCCCAAAUCUGAACCCCCCGAUAUCUCACGCAUCCUACGCACGAAUCUCGAAGGCUCACUACUCACCUCCCGAGCGUUCAUCCGCGCCUCGAUACGCAACCGCAUGAAGAAGAACCGAGACACCAGCUCAUCAAACCCACCAGCGCCUUCAAAAUGCAUCAUCAACAUCUCCUCCCUACUAGCACACAAAUCCGGAACAGGGGCCGUUCCGUACGCUGCCUCCAAGGCCGGGAUUCUCGGGUUAACACGGUCAGUCGCUGUCGAGGCUGCAGCUUCACUCAGAGACGUGUCCAUUAGAUCCAAUGUGAUUGUACCGGGGUACAUUGAGACGCCCAUGAUUUCUGAUUUUUCAGAAGGCGAGACAACCCGCUUGAAGGACUUGAUCCCUCUGCGACGAUUUGGUCGACCGGAUGAAGUGGCUGAUGCGGCUGUGUUUCUGGCUCAGAAUGAGUAUGCGAAUAAUUGCGUGCUUAAUCUGGAUGGCGGAUUGAGUGCUGUCUGAUCUGGGUUUGUCGAACGGGAUACGUGAAAUAUAUGGAUAGACUUUGAUGAGAAUUUGGAAGUGCAGAGUUAUAGAACGGGUCUAUUAACUGCAUUUUGUGUGUACGAUCCGAGGAAUGGGGGCGCAAGUUAAAGACAC
This is a messenger RNA of Aspergillus sclerotioniger CBS 115572, 1324 nucleotides long. Its product is annotated as SDR family NAD(P)-dependent oxidoreductase. The transcript is spliced from 4 exons. The record is from RefSeq and is a predicted model, not a curated record. Gene Ontology annotation, molecular function: oxidoreductase activity, acting on the CH-OH group of donors, NAD or NADP as acceptor. Lineage: Eukaryota; Fungi; Ascomycota; Eurotiomycetes; Eurotiales; Aspergillaceae. The coding region runs from base 335 to 1186 and encodes 283 amino acids.